This is a messenger RNA of Symbiodinium necroappetens, 3288 nucleotides long. NCBI's taxonomy places the organism in Eukaryota, Dinophyceae, Suessiales, Symbiodiniaceae. The record is from the annotation of a GenBank genome assembly.
AUGAAAUUAGCAGGCGGGGUGUUUGCUUCCAACGUGCCUCGCCUUCUGCUGGCUGCUGCCAUCUCUGCUUCUCGGCCAAGCAUCUGCCGAGAUCGGUCGAGGUUUUUGUCUUCGCAGCCACUCAUCCUCGAAGUAGACCGCGUGAGGUUCGACCCAAGAUUCGGCAUGGAGCUGUCCCUGCAGGUGCAGGCAGCACCGGGUGGAGAAGCCCAGGAAACUCCUUCCGGCAACUCUACGGCCGACUUUGCGGAGGUCUCAUUGCUCAACACUGCAGUGCAGGAGAUGUGGCCUGAGAUCACGAGCUUCAUCCGAACGGUGCUUAAAGAGACAGUCGAGGAAGCCAUCCAGACGCGAGUGCCGUGGUUCCUCAGCAGCCUGGGCUUUGGUCGCAUCAGCUUCGGAGACUCGGCGCUGAAGGUCGAAGAGCUGAAUGUGGAGCGGACGACGCAGACUUCGCACAAAGACGGCGAAGUGCGCAGCUUCAAAGUUUCGAGCCUGGUCGCAUGGGAUGCCGAUGUGGAUGUGGCACUGACAGCACCGACAGCUGUUCUCUCUGCAGAGCAUGUGCUCGUGAAUGGCCGCUUGGAUGUUUGUUUGCAGCACAUCCUGCCCAGGCCGCCUUUCUUCACCGGCAUCACUUUUUACUUCGCGGACCUUCCCAAAGUGGCAUUGACGCUGGAGGGUACUGUCAUGGGCUUGCGCGUGUCACUGGCGUGGCUAGAGAAGCUGCUGGCCGACAUCAUUCAGAAGCAGCUGGCCGAGCAGAUUGUGUUGCCAACUGUGGCCACUGUCUUGCUUGACAUUACGAACGAGGAUGCCUGGUUUGAAGCUGGUGGCGUGGUCCCAGAGGGUGUCAUGACAGUUUGCGUUCAUGGAGCUCGUGGGCUGGCGGCCAAGGAUGUGGCGCUGCCUUUCGGCCUGUCGAGACCCAGCUCCGACCCGUACUGCUUAGUAGCAGUUGGUGGCAAGCCAUUCCGCACGCCCACGCGGCCUCAGAAUCUAAAUCCUCAGUGGAGCGAAGCAGAAGGAACCCAUAAGUUCUUGGUCUAUUCCCUCACGGAGCAGUUCCUGACGGUGGACCUUUAUGAUGAGAAUCCCUACAUCGAGGAUACAUUCCUUGGUUCGGUUUGCUCUGCCGCCUCUGAUGUGGUGAAGAUGUCCUGCAGCAUGGCGGCUCGAAGGCUACCCAAGGAAAGGCCAUUAGCCUCCUUUGUUUCGGCAGCACUGCUGUUACUCUGGUGCAUCCUGGUGUCAGGGCCACUGUUGAAUGUCAUGGCCGCCGCUCCAACUAGCCCUACUGCGAGGACCUUCCAUCGGCGCCCACUCCCAGAGCCAGCGAUCGCCUUCUCCUCGUCGCAGGGUCAGGUGCUCUUCACUGAAGCCCUGGCAGCAGGAGGUAUGGGCUGCUUCUUCCGACUCAUCGAGCAGUUCCACACCCAAGCGGAGCCCGCAUACUGUGGCCUCGGCACGCUGGCCAUGGUCCUGAAUGCCCUUGGUGUGGAUCCUGGCCGGAAGUGGAAGGGGCCGUGGAGGUGGUUCAGUGAAGACCUCCUGGACUGCUGUGAACCGCUGGAGGUGGUGUGUCUCGCUCGGUGCAACGGAGCCCAAGUGGACGCACACCGGGUGGACGAGGCAGACGUGACCGAGGAGGACUUCAGGAAAGCAGUGACUGCCAGCUGCGAAACGGAUCCUGGAUGUGGUUGCUCCGGUGUGGUGGUUGUUUCCUACAGUCGGAAGCUACUGGGCCAGACGGGUGAUGGCCAUUACUCUCCAAUCGGAGGUUACCACCGUGCCAGUGAUCAGGUCUUGAUCCUCGACGUGGCCAGGUUUAAGUAUCCUCCACACUGGGUGCCAAUGUCGCUGCUUUGGGAAGCAAUGCAGAGGACCGAUGCAGAGACUGGGCGAAGCCGGGGCUUCAUGGUGCUGCGCUCUAAGGAGGCACUGAAGGAGUCUUGCCUUCAGCUCGUGUGGAAAACUGAUUCUGAAGAAGCCGUGACGGACUGCUGGACAAUGGUUGGCGUGCUGCAAUCCUUUUCACGCGCGUUGCUUUCCGAGCCUUUGCCGGAAGAGGGAGUGGCGGCAGAGAUUCUGAAGCGUGCGCUGCGCUUCAUCGACUCCUCGGCAAUGCCCUUGGAGGUUGCCUGCAAGGUAUUCGAUGCCUCUACAGAAGAGCCAUGUGCGGCAAAGCGCAAAGCUUGCUUCGAGGCUCAUCAAGCCUUAGCUGAAGUCGUGGAAAAGCUUGACAAAGCUUUGGGUACCCGUUGCCUCAACUCGUGCAUGCCAGUCUGCCCGGAGGGAGCGUGCGAGACCUUGAAAGGUGCUGUAUUCACUGCUGCCAACGUGAUGGCGAUUGACCUCAACAUGUGGCAAAAGGUAUUGGUAGAAGGCGCUUGCGCCGAGCAGGCCGGUCCUGACCCGCACUCGAGCCAAGCGCGGUUGGCUGAAGCAGCGUGGAAGGAGCUCAAGCUGCUGCUUUCCGACAUGCCGGCCAACCUGCAGCAUGAGAUUGAGCUGUUGCGCGGACAGUGGGCAGAUCUUCUAACUGCCAGAGAAGACAUGAGGGCCGAGAAGGCAGACGGUCGCGAGUUGGAGCUGACGGGCCCGGGUGCACAAGGAACGCUUCGACUCUCUACAGGAUAUGCCGAGCUGAAAUUGGACGAUUUCAAUCUGCGCCACCAGUUGAGAGCACUGGAUGGUACGCUACCUCAGGCUGCUGCGUUCGUUGUUCUGGUCGGAAUCGAUUGCUGCACAUUUCCAGACGAGCCUGUUGAGGAGGAUGCCAAGAAGCGUGGCUCGUUCCUUUGCAAAGUCACUUGCGAGGAGCACGAGCAAGCUUUCCGAAGCCGGACUGGCCGCAAACAGGGACGCUAUGGGGCCACGGCUUGGUGGCGUCUGGACUCUGAACAAUCAAGUCUCAGUGCCCCGUCACCAGCUGGCGCGGAGGAAGAUGAGGAUUGUCUAACUGCCCACUUUCAGUCGACUUUCACCCACAUGCUGCUUGCAGAUCCCCGCAGCGUCGUGUGCCACAUCAAACUGGAGAAGCGUGGAGGAUUGCCAGGUGUCGGGAAUGUUGUGGGCGAAGUGGACUUCCCUGUCUAUCGCCUCAUUCAUGCAUCAGCGAACACUUCGAAGGCGGUGCUGCGCGUUGGCCCAGCGCAGCUUUCGGUAUUGGCGCAGCUACGAGCAACAGAGGCAAACGACUCCAGCACCUCCCGGACUUUUAAUGAGUUUGCUUCUGGAGGAGUUGAAGGACGCCAUGAGGUUCUGCCACGGCCACCUAAGACCUGA